Drosophila persimilis is the source of this 719-nucleotide messenger RNA. It is a transcript of the gene MED11, whose product is annotated as mediator of RNA polymerase II transcription subunit 11. Gene Ontology annotation, cellular component: mediator complex. The transcript is spliced from 2 exons. Gene Ontology annotation, biological process: regulation of transcription by RNA polymerase II. Gene Ontology annotation, molecular function: transcription coregulator activity. Lineage: Eukaryota; Metazoa; Arthropoda; Insecta; Diptera; Drosophilidae. The record is from RefSeq and is a predicted model, not a curated record. Bases 1 to 546 code for a protein of 181 amino acids.
AUGAAUCCAUUGGAUAAAAUACACGCUCUAGACGAAAUCGAGAAGGAAAUCAUUCUCUGCAUGCAGAGUGCGGGGCAAGCUCUGCAGGAACUCGGCAAAGAGAAGUCGUCGCAGAAAAAUGCCGAAACGCAGUCGCAGCAGUUUCUCAAGAGUUUGUCCAGUGUCGAAUCGAAACUUUCGGAACAAAUAAACUACCUCACACAGGUUUCGACCGGACAGCCGCACGAGGGUUCUGGCUACGCCUCAGCGAAGGUGCUGCAAAUGGCCUGGCACCGCAUCCAGCACGCCCGAUCGCGAGUCCGUGAGCUGGAGGAGACGAAAGCCAAGCAUUCACACGCCGCCAGGCAACAGCAGAAGCGACAGCAAGAGCAUGCCGCCGCCCAGCAGCAGCAGCAACAACAGCAGCAGGCUGCAGCAGCCGUUGCCCAGCAGCAACAACAACAGCAACAGGCUGGCGGCGGCGUAGGUGUCUCACCAGGUGCCGACACUGGUGGUGUUGGACACGCCAUAGGUGGCGAUGCAUCUACUGGAAUGUCCACUAACUGAAUAUAUAAUAAAAUGUCUAGGACUAAAACGAUAAAAAGGAAAUGCAUGUACUCCAAGGUUAUUGCGGAUGACCACAAACCAGAUCAGAUCGGGCAUUUACUCUAAUUACAAUCAUAAAAUUAUUUUUAUGUAUAUUAAAGAAAUACGAACAGUAUUGGAAAGAUACAACCACA